This is a messenger RNA of Tarenaya hassleriana, 1094 nucleotides long. RefSeq lists its product as uncharacterized. The record is from RefSeq and is a predicted model, not a curated record. Lineage: Eukaryota; Viridiplantae; Streptophyta; Magnoliopsida; Brassicales; Cleomaceae. The coding region runs from base 197 to 856 and encodes 219 amino acids. The transcript is spliced from 6 exons.
GAAUAAUCCUGUCUGUGUGCGAGGAGCAAUUUUCCUCGUUCUUCGAUCGUCGUCCUCGAAAAUCAGUCCCCGGAAAACACAGGAACCCUAAUUCCGCGUCAGGUUUUGCCUGAGGAUUUGUUUCUUUUUCCAUCCGAGAAGAACAAAGAAAGACUUUUGAGGUAAAGUGAAGGAGGGUUGAGCUGGGAAGGAGGUGAUGGCGGGGAGGGAAGUUCGAGAGUACACAAAUCUUUCCGACCCUAAAGAUAAGAAAUUAGGGAAAGGGAAGGACAAAAUAGAUGAUGAGGACGUCACCUUCCAACGAAUGGUUGCAAAGAUGCAGGAGGUUGCUGGUGAGCGUGGAGGCUAUCUUCACGGCCGAGGCGCUCUGGAUAGUGAUGAUUUACUUUACCUCAAAGAGCAGAUGGAAGCGGAGGAGGAUGCAGAACGUCUUUUGAGACGGACUGAGAAACGGGCUUUUGCUGCAUUUAAGAAAGCUGCAAGCCAAGCAGAUUCCUCGACGGCAUCACUUCCUUUACCACUUCGUGUUGAGCCGAAACCGAAGAGCGGGAUUAGACAGCAAGAUUUGCUGAAAAAAGUGGUCGAGGUUAAACCCAAACGCCCGAAAGUCUCAAACCUGCCAAGUAGGAGCCAAUCUCCACCUGUUAAAACAGACAGAGGUCCAACUGACGGGAAGAUCGACAGUGGCAAUGAGCGGAAAAUGGAAGAAAAGACACCAUCAAGACCCGACGAGCCACGGGAACUCCCUGGAGGAGACAAAACGGAUGGUGAGGCAGAAACCAGGAGGAAGAUUGAAGGCGAAACCGCUGUGAGAAGCUUACUUGGGUUAGCAUAUGAGAGUUCAGAUGAAGAAUGAGAGGAGGAUGUGAUUGAAGAUGGGUUUGUUCUAGUUCGACAAUUAGGGUUUUUGUUGUCUUAUUGGAACACACGUUUUGCUGGAUGAUCUCAGAUAUAUGUCAGAAAAAGCUUAGUAGAAGGGGGUCUUGCUUCUUGCUUAAGGUUCAACAAAGCGCAUUCGCUUCAAAGUCCAUUUGUUGUAAUUGUUGAAAUGGAACAGAGUUGGUUGAAAUGGUCUGUGAAAGCUUCAGUUACUA